Nelumbo nucifera (sacred lotus) is the source of this 1107-nucleotide messenger RNA. RefSeq lists its product as uncharacterized. The record is from RefSeq and is a predicted model, not a curated record. Gene Ontology annotation, molecular function: rRNA (uridine-2'-O-ribose)-methyltransferase activity. Gene Ontology annotation, biological process: RNA methylation. NCBI's taxonomy places the organism in Eukaryota, Viridiplantae, Streptophyta, Magnoliopsida, Proteales, Nelumbonaceae.
AGCCAUCAUUGUCAUUCUCAUUCGUCGUUCGUCAAAGCCUUUGUCCCCAAAGAUAUGGGGCCGGUCACAUGAACGAUGAAUCCCGUUCCUUUCUGGUCCGAGCUAGGGUGACGUUGAUGAUAUCAGAAAUCCUACGAUCAGGAAGCAUAUCAGAAAUCCGUUCUGGUUUUUUAGUGUCAAAAAGGAAAUCGAAUCGAGCUAUCGAAGAGAAGAAUAGUUUCAGAUUAGGAGAAGAUGAGCGGGCUAGGAACAGCGGACUUCUUCUACAGAGAAGCUCACCGUCUGGGCUAUGUCGCACGGUCUGCAUUCAAGAUGCAGAAGCAAUACAAACUGAUAAAACCCGGCGCAUCCGUUCUCGACCUCGGAUGCGCUCCUGGUGCUUGGCUGCAGGUAGCCUGUCAGGAUUUGGGGCCUAUGAAAAAUGGCGGCGUGGUUGUGGGUGUUGAUCUGAAGAAGGUGAAAGUUCCUUCUCUUCAUUGCGAUACGAGAGUGCGAACAGUUUGUGCUGACGUUAUGAAUCUUCCAAAAGAACAAGUUAGGUUUCUCUCACCUAAGGGGAAAGGAUUUUCUGUGGUACUGUCAGAUAUGUGUCCCCUAGUUGCUGGAAUCACAACUAAAGAUGUUGCUUUAUCAGUUGAAGUAGGAAUGCGAGCUCUUGAUUUGGCUGUUGGUGGAACCGUCUUAUCUCAUCCUGACAGUGAUAUUGAUCAGGAGGAGCUGUCCGAUAGCUCUACUUCUAAAUCAGAUGGCAAUGAGUUUAGCCAAAUUUGCAAACCCCGUUUUAGGAAGGCAUCGUGGUUAAGGCCCAAGGCAACACGAUCAUCUUCAAGAGAGAUUUAUUUGAUUUGUCAGGAUUUGUGGUAGUUGAUAAAAAGUUGCAGUAUUUGAUUCUUUUCCAACUGUAGCAGUUGCCAAAUUCAAGAAACCAAAAAGAAUAGUAACUACUGGAUCACUGGCAGUAACCAAGAUCUCAAAUAUGUAUUGUCUUUUUCAUGUUUCUGAUUGUUAGUAAUUGAAUAUACAUUAUGCAAGGAGUUUUGUCUUGUCUUGAGGAAAUAUUACAUAGAGGAGAAUUGUAUUACAUUAUUUUUUAAAAACUUCAAAUCA